AUGACAAUGGAAGAUCGCACGGGUGGCAUCGACCGUGCCGCCCCCGCGACGUCCACGACGGCGACAACGGCGUUAACGUCGUCCAGUCCUUCGUCCAUCAGCGAAGUCACCCCCGACGCCUCGUAUCCUCUUCAGCGCGCCAGCAAGCGUUCCUUCGACGUGGCGUUUCUCGUGGCGCCGGACGAGAAUCUGGCGCGACGUCAACACGAGAAGCUGAGAAUGGUGUCCGCCAGGAAAGAACGUCUCCGAGAAGAAAUUUCAACCGAGAACAUGAUAGAUCCGGACAGAUUGCCCCAGAAUCUAACGAUCAAGAAUUACGAGAACGACAGUGGAGGAUCUGACAGAAGAAGGGUGAUGCAAUGCACGGAGAAUGGUCUUUCUCCAGACCACGACGCUCGAAGAUACGUCUCCAGCUCGCGUCUCCAAAAGACACCAAGUCCACCCGCGUUCGCGGCUCAUCAGUCGCUAUUAACCGGUUGUCCAGAGUCGGUGGAAUCUAGCCUGACCUGCAACAAGAUCUACGACACGGGUAUAUCUUGUCCAGGUGACAGACACGGCGAGUCACGCAGCGCUUUUACGAAAGUGACCCUGGCCAGCCAGAGGAACGGCUUCAACGACGACGGACAGACAUCACCGAGAUCCUCCAUCUCCCCUGACGAUCGCGCCAGCUAUCAAAGCAGCGUCAGUCCACCUGUGGUGCCUCUGACCGGUCCCACCGGGUAUAAAUACGCGCCGUUCCCCACAAAAAUGCCGUACCCCUUCCUGGUCAAUCCAGAGUCCGGCCAACCAGGUCUGCUGGAGAAUUUGAAGAUCCCGCAGAUCGCUCAGCCGCCGAAAGUACCCAGCCCAAAGAUGCCCAGCUUUCGACCGGAUCUGUCGCCGGUCUAUCCGAACCUCUCGUACAAUCCGAUCUCCGUUUUCCCACCGAUGGCAGACGCGCUAACCAGACCGAGAUUCUUGGCGACGGCCGCCGGGGUGGCCGGUCUUCUGCCCCCGUCGUUCGCUGCGCUCACCCUGCCCGCCCAAAACGUCUGCGCCAAGUGCAAUCUCUCCUUCCGGAUGACGUCCGAUCUGGUCUACCAUAUGAGGUCCCACCACAAAAAUGAGAACUCUGCGGAGGCUGCCAGAAGGAGACGGGAGGAGAAGCUACGAUGUCCCGUGUGCGACGAGAGCUUUCGGGAGAGGCAUCAUUUGACCAGGCACAUGACCGCCCACCAGGACAAAGAGAGCGACGCGAUCGUCGAUCAGGUCGAGGUGAAGAGGCGAGCCACCACUGUGCACAGCAAAUGA
Molecule: messenger RNA, 1290 nt
Organism: Dufourea novaeangliae
Lineage: Eukaryota; Metazoa; Arthropoda; Insecta; Hymenoptera; Halictidae
Biological process (GO): regulation of DNA-templated transcription
Cellular component (GO): nucleus
Source: RefSeq, a predicted model, not a curated record